Alosa alosa (allis shad) is the source of this 2189-nucleotide messenger RNA. It is a transcript of the gene pgap4, whose product is annotated as post-GPI attachment to proteins GalNAc transferase 4. The coding region runs from base 495 to 1688 and encodes 397 amino acids. Lineage: Eukaryota; Metazoa; Chordata; Actinopteri; Clupeiformes; Clupeidae. Gene Ontology annotation, molecular function: glycosyltransferase activity. The record is from RefSeq and is a predicted model, not a curated record. The transcript is spliced from 2 exons. Gene Ontology annotation, biological process: GPI anchor biosynthetic process. Gene Ontology annotation, cellular component: Golgi membrane.
ACCUCCUACACCAGAAGUUAUGGAAAGAUCACACAUUUCAGUUAUGGUUUAGCAGGAAGAUGUUUGUUUAUCUGCGUUCCUAAGGCGUUGAAGCUCGUACUCGUUCAAGACCAAGCGUGCUUUAACACUACAGUGUCGAUUACGCCAAGAGAUAUCUUAGUUAAGUUUAAACUUUGUCGAUUCUUGACUAAAGGCAUUAUGAUAUGUCAAGAGUAAUGUUCAGUUCGAUAAAGUGCUAACAGGGCUAACUUACAUCUGAAGACAUUAGACGUAGCCUAACAUGCAACCGGGACACUAUUGCCAGACGAUACGGAGUCAGAGAUAAGUGGCGGAAGUUUCUCAAUAAACAGCUUGUUGAAAACCUGAAAUGCUGGAGAGAGCACUUCCUGGACAAAAAAAAAAAAAAAACCUAGCACAGUAGGCUAUUGUUACAAGUAGCCUAACUGAUAACUUGUGAGAGGGAAUUCCAUGCCCUGGAAUGGAAUUGUGCACAAAUGCUGCGAUGGAGAGUUGUUAUCGCCCGACAUGUGAGGUGGUCGAGCCCAGUCAUUCAAGGCCUAUUCCUGUGUAUUCUGACAUUUGGUGUAGUUCUACCUUUGUGUUGUCAUCGUUUAAUGUACUCUUACUACUUUCUGAAGUUCAUGUAUUUGGACUCCAUGAGUGAGGAGGCUCUUAAGGACAGCUACAAUAAAGGCCAAGAAGCACUACAUUUCUGGCAGGAGAUGACCUCAUCAACAAAAGCUUCAGCUCUUACCCCAACAUCUGCUCCAGAGUUUCCAGAAUUUUUAGUAACUGUAGUCACAGCAAAACGCAGAGAGGGCCAGGACUACCAUUAUCUCCUGCAAGUGAUGCAGCGGCUAUUGUCUCUGCUUGGGGAUUGUGGGGAAAGGCCCUGUGCUGAGGUGCUAGUAUGUGAUGUGGAAACUGGUCCAUUGUUAAAUGAGGAUGCCACACUGUUAGAAAAACAGUUCCUGGUGGUGAGGCGGUCAGCAGAGCAAUCAAAGAGAAGGGGUAGACUAAACACUUUUGAAAAAGAGAAACAGGACUAUGUGUACUGCCUACGCAAAGGCUGGGAGUUGAGGAGACCAAAAAAUGUACUAAUGUUAGAGGAUGAUGCACUGCCAAGACCUGAUUUCUUUUCUGUAAUCCAAGAUUUGCUCUCACGGUCCUUUACGCGUAACACUCUCUAUGUGAAGCUGUACCAUCCUGAGCGCCUGCAGAGGUACUGGAACCCAGAGCCUUACCGCAUUUUCGAGUGGGUGGGCUUGGGACUUGUAGGGGCGUCUGCUUUCUUCUUUAUGUUCUCGUACUGCUCUCGCAUUUUACUGUCCUUCUCAGUUUCCCAUUUCCUCUUUUUCACUGUGUAUGUCAUGGUUGCUGUGGAGCUGGUUGGCAGGCACUACUUGUUGGAGAUGCGGCGUCUCUCCCCACAACUCUAUGCUGUUUCUCCUGCAACAGAGUGCUGCACACCUGCCAUGCUUUACCCAGGAAAUGCCUCUGCACGGGUGGCUGACUACCUGGACCAAGUGACCUGUUCCAAAGGAAAUGCUAAAGACACUGUGUUGUAUAAGAUUGCUAGAAGUACUCAAGGGGAGAGAGCACACAGUGUAGAGCCUAAUCUGAUCUCUCACAUUGGGGCAUACUCUUCGGUCAGGAGCAACCCUUUGCGUCCCAAGCUGCUGCCAUAGAUGCAUAGGAAGUGGUGGGAAAAAAGUUUUGUAUUUGAUUGAAUUCUUGGUUGGCCAAAUGAUUUGUAAGUCUGAAUAGCAUGUCUGUCCAACUGUUGAUAUAACCUAAGUUGGUCAAAUGUCAGGCUUGGGAGGCUGUAAUUGUUUUGUCAUAGUUAAGCCUUAAGAAAUAUGUGUAUCAUAUUGGUUGUGGAUAUCUAUCUAUAUUGAUUUUAUUGAUUUCGAGUUUUUAUCUUGAGUUCUAUCUGCUCAUCAUAACAUUAACUGUGAAAUGUUGAUUCACAGCAGAUGAUUGGACAAAUAAACAUAGGCCUAUGAUGAUUAUUAUAGCCUAAACAUGUGUGUUUAUUUUUAAUACUGAAAUAAUUAACAAAACAUACAUUUUAUUUUACUAUGUUAUAACGUAUUUUGCAUGAAUGAGCCUUAAGUAGCCUAAACAUGUAUUUAUCAAGCUUUGUUUUUUCCCCUCCAGAAAAUAAAGUAUCUAACACUGUCCUCAAA